Messenger RNA from Penicillium brevicompactum, 2586 nucleotides. RefSeq lists its product as uncharacterized. The transcript is spliced from 3 exons. The coding region runs from base 1 to 2586 and encodes 861 amino acids. Gene Ontology annotation, molecular function: small GTPase binding; actin binding. Lineage: Eukaryota; Fungi; Ascomycota; Eurotiomycetes; Eurotiales; Aspergillaceae. The record is from RefSeq and is a predicted model, not a curated record. Gene Ontology annotation, biological process: actin cytoskeleton organization.
AUGGCGAGCACAUCGGGUCCCCAGAUCUUCGACGAUGCAAGCCGAUCCCCCACCAAACCGUCUAUGUUCCGCGCCAUCAUGUCACCCAAAUCCCAUAAACGAAAUCAAUCUGCGGAUGAUGCCGCUGCGCCCCGGCCGCUGCAAAGAACCAAACCCUCCGAAAACAUCCCUUUCUCGUUUGGUGAACCAUCUCCCCAUCCAACGGGCUAUCGCCCAUUGAGUGAGAUUGUACCCAACCGUGAUGUCGGCGACAAUGGAGCCCCACCAAAGAGUGGAGGUAAAGAACCGAAGGGACCUCUACACAAGAAGACCAAGAGCGCUGUGUCUCUGAAGUCACUGAGGAGCUAUAUGGAACGGAAGGACGGCAAACCGGAGGACGCAACGACCGAGGACGGUGACGACUUGUCACCCAAGAAGGCUAAAUCAUCCAACAGUCUCUCCGCCAUCCUCAAGAGAUCCCAACGGGGACGCAAAGAUGGGUCGAACUCCAAGCAGAGUCGGGACAAGGAGAACCGCAGUCCGACUGAUCUCAUUGACAACAUGCCGUCCCCUGCCUGGUCCCAAGACUCCGCUUCUGUUCACAGAGAGCCCAUCGGCCGAUCACGUCCGAGCUCCACGGCCGAACCACGACGAACUGUAGCGGACGAGGUGUCCCUAUACACACCCAAGGGUUAUGGGCCAAGCCAGCAACGCAACUUUUACGACUUCCAUCAACCAUCCCUUGCUAAACCUGGAGACGCCAAGCCUCGCCCGAAGUCAGACAUUCUAUCUGGGAACCGCAAGGUGAAGGACUUGCUUGGACUGCAGCGGGUAACCUCCGGAGACAAUGCCUCCCCCAAGCGAACCGACGAUGCUUCGACAAAGAGCCGCGGGCCUCCUAGCCCACGCAAAUUGUCGCCUCCCACCAUGGCGAAGGAAGAACAGCCUAAGCGACUCUCCCGCGUACAGGCGGCUAUUUCGGCGUUCAAUGCGAAGGAACGAGACGCGGAAGUGCACCAGCACUUGAAUUCCAAAGAUCUUGAAAGUGAAUUCGAGAAGUUGCUGGACGCGAGAAACAUCCCUCACAACAUGCGAGACAAAAUGCGCUCUCUCGACACCAACAUCAAGGCCGAUUUUAUCCAGAAAGAUCGAACUGAGAACAUGACUCCUCUCAGCUCGGGAACUGGUGACAGCCGUCGAGGACGUGGCAAAGAAUCCAGGGAGGACUCGGAGCCUCAGGACCGCAAAGGGUCGCGAUCUCGCUCACGGACUCGUGGCUUUACGCUCACUAAAGGACCGUCAUCUCCAGGAAAGAAGCUUAGACGGGAUAGUGAAGCCUCGAACCGUCGACCACGAUCUGUCGAUCUUUCCCAGCCUGUCGGUGUCUACACCACUUUGUCCGCCAAUGCGUCCACGGCCUCUCUUGCCGAAGCGGCUGCUGUUGAUACUGCAGCGGAUCCUUCCGACUUCGUGCACUACCUGAGAGAAAUACAGAAGCCAGAAAUGGUUGAAGUUGGAAAAGUGCACAAGCUGCGCCUUCUCCUCCGCAACGAAACAGUGCAAUGGGUAAACGAUUUUAUCACCGAGGGAGGAAUGAAUGAGAUCGUACAGCUUCUAUAUCGCAUCAUGAAGAUGACCUGGCGGGAGGACCACGAGGACACCCUCCUACAUGAGGCGUUGCUCUGCCUUAAGGCUCUUUGCACUACAUCUGUAGCUCUCACCCAUCUCUCUGCCAUUGAGGCCGAACUCUUCCCCGCUUUGCUGCAAAUGCUGUUUGACGAGGAGAAGAAGGGCCCCAGCGAGUUCACCACUCGCGGGAUCAUUGCAAACUUGCUCUUCACGCAACUUUCCAAUGCUCCAGCGGGCGAACAGGCGACUAGGCGCGCCAAGCAGAUUCUCUCAUAUCUGAAAGAUCCUGCACCUCCGGCCAAUAACCAGCCCUUGUCCUUCAUUGCCAACAUCUAUCAAUCGCGACCUUACCGAGUUUGGUGUAAAGAAGUUUCCAAUGUGACCAAAGAAGUCUUCUGGAUCUUCCUCCAUCACCUCAAUGUCAUCCCGCUUCCCAAGACGGACGAGCUCUUCGGCGAAGAGACUCCAGUGGACACUCGGUCAUACAGCGAGCGUCAUUUCCCUCCACCUCGCCCUCCUGUUCCCGCCGCACCAUACGUCGGCGGCGUUGAAUGGGAUGCGACCAACUAUCUUGCUGCACAUCUUGAUCUUGUGAACGGCCUUAUUGCCGUGCUACCCACCCCAGAUGAGCGAAACCACCUUCGCGAUGAGCUCCGAGCCUCCGGGUUUGAGAAGGUCAUGGGUGGUAGCCUACGCACUUGCAAGGAGAAGUUCUAUGCUUCCGUUCAUGAUUGCCUGCGCACCUGGGUCGCUGCAGCAGCUGACGACGGUUGGCCUUACACUUUUGUACGCGAAGGACCGGCCCGAGUAGGCGAGCCUGGCUCCCCAACCAAAUCCCCAAAGAAAUUCGCCCCAGGCAGUCCAAAGAAAGGUUUGGUCGACGAGCGACCCCCUAAGUUGGAACUUGCCCUGGAUUUCGAAAACCGCCCAGCUCCAGGUCCGAUGACCCCGUCUAGUGACCUGCGUAGCUGGCUUUGA